Messenger RNA from Neoarthrinium moseri, 1437 nucleotides. RefSeq lists its product as uncharacterized. NCBI's taxonomy places the organism in Eukaryota, Fungi, Ascomycota, Sordariomycetes, Amphisphaeriales, Apiosporaceae. The coding region runs from base 1 to 1437 and encodes 478 amino acids. The record is from RefSeq and is a predicted model, not a curated record. The transcript is spliced from 3 exons.
AUGUACGCCGGAAACUAUGGCUUCCCCAAUGGCGCCCCACCCUCGCAGAACCCUCACAUGCCAGGCUCGGGUCAAGGCCCGAACCCCAAUCAGCCACCUCAGCAGCAGCAGCAACAUCAGCAGCAUCAGCAACAUCAGCAGCAGCAACAGCAACAGCAGCAGCAGAUGAUGUACAACCCGCAGCAGUUCCCCAUGGGGCCCCAGGGCCCCGGCUUCCCCGGCGGCCCCAAUGUCAACAUGAUGCCCGGAGCCGGUGCCACAGGUGGGAUGAUGCAGAAUUCCGGCAUGCCACACAUGGCUGCCGCCAAUGGCCAGAUGCCUAACUACCAGACUCCCUACUCGAACUCCCCGUACGGUGCCGGCAUUCCGUCGUCCGUCGCCCCUCAGAUGAAUAUGCCGCCAAACUACGCCGUGGGCGGCAAUAUGCCCAUGUCUGGCUUCCAAAUGCAUCCCGGGCAGAUGACUCCACAGCAACAACAGCAGAUGAUGCAAAGGAUGCAGCCGCCGCAGCAGCAAAACACGGGGGGCAUGUCCUCGAAUACACCACAGCGCCAGUUCCCGGGUCAAGGGCAGACACCAGGUCCUCAGGGUACGCCCACACCGACCAACUCGCUCCCAUCUCAGCAGCCCCAGUUCUCUACGCCGCAACCGAAUCAGGGAACGCCACAGAGCCAGACGCCGAACAACGCUCCGCAGCAACCACAGCCGCCGCCGAUGGGCAACAAUAUCCAGACCCCGCAGACGCCGACGUUUCCCUCCAAUGUGCAGGGCGCGAUGACCAAUGGCGCGUCUAAUUCGGCGCCGAUGAGCCCAGGCGGUGACUCCAAGGACAAAGAUAGGAUUGGGGUCAUAUUGGAAAUCAACAAUGAGCUCCUGUGGGAGUGCACGCAGAUUCAAAACACCACGUUGGCACUCAAGAAUGAGCGUGGGCCACCGAAAGACGGCGCUGCGAACGACCAGGACAAGACGGAUGAAGAGAAGACGUUACUGCAAGAGUUAUCACAUUGUAUGCGGCGGUUGCAAGGUAACCUUGCCUAUUUGGCGCAACUGGCCGAUAAGAAGACGUCAGGUCAAGCUGCUCCGCAUCCGAAUUACAUGAAACCACCACCUCUCAGCACCAAGGUCAAGAUAAAGCCAAUGGCAGCGCCUGAUGGCACGGAGGGCAAGAUUGAGCCGACUGACAGGGAAGAGACUGUGAAGUACUUCAACCAUCUGUACACGAAACUGCAGAACCUCUAUCCGGGCGUGGAUUACAAUAAGGAGCCGGCGCCGCAGCAGCCGGGCGCUCGCCCGGGCGCUCCUCAAGGCCACAAGCCGGGAGGCCAGCCGUCAAACCAGGCCAGCCCGGUGCCCGGAAACCAAAGGACACCGCAAAUGACGACGUCAGGCGCGCCUCAACCGCAAGUUGGCCACCCAGCUGCAAACUCGCUGGGCUGA